AUGCACGAUGAGGAAGAAGAUGAUAAACGAUAUUCGCCAGAACCUAUAGAACAUAUAGUUGAAGCAACAGAGAGCCAUUUGGAUGAGGAUGAUGGCUCCUUCUCGCCCGAGUUAAUGCAUGGCAAUGAAGAUGAAGAUGCAAUUGAUCCUGACGAGGACAAGGCAGAACUGGAUCGGCAACGUGAAGCUGUAGUUACCGAGCAUCAAAGGAAAGUUAAGGAGGUUAUGACAGCUAAGGCAAAAAAAAACAGAUGA
This is a messenger RNA of Triticum turgidum subsp. durum (durum wheat), 255 nucleotides long. The record is from the annotation of a GenBank genome assembly. NCBI's taxonomy places the organism in Eukaryota, Viridiplantae, Streptophyta, Magnoliopsida, Poales, Poaceae.